Molecule: messenger RNA, 829 nt
Organism: Clarias gariepinus (North African catfish)
Lineage: Eukaryota; Metazoa; Chordata; Actinopteri; Siluriformes; Clariidae
Gene: trappc1
Product: trafficking protein particle complex subunit 1
Exons: 5
Coding region: 105-605 (166 amino acids)
Biological process (GO): endoplasmic reticulum to Golgi vesicle-mediated transport
Cellular component (GO): TRAPP complex
Source: RefSeq, a predicted model, not a curated record
AAUCUUCUAUAUUUACAUUUAGAAGUGUGCGGUGCUGUGUUUUACCGAAGAGUCGGUAUUUUAUUCAGGCAGCGGCGCCAGUGAGACCGCGAUGAAGGACCCGGAUGUUGGAGGACCGGCGCGCGCAGCAAUCCGAGGAAUUAAACCGAGAACAUUUAAACUUUACGAUGACUGUGUAUAACCUGUACAUAUUUGACCGUAAUGGAGCCUGUUUACACUACAGCGAGUGGAACCGCAAGAAACAGGCGGGGAUCUCUAAAGAGGAGGAGUUUAAGCUGAUGUAUGGAAUGCUCUUCUCCAUCCGCUCCUUUGUCAGUAAGAUGUCACCACUGGACAUGAAGGACGGGUUCAUGUCCUUUCAGACGAGUCGUUAUAAACUGCAUUAUUAUGAAACUCCGACGGGAAUUAAAGUGGUGCUGAACACAGACCUGGGCGUUCCAAACUGCAGAGACGUCCUGCAUCAGAUCUACAGCACGGUGUAUGUGGAGUGUAUCGUGAAGAACCCUCUGUGUGAGCUGGGAGGAACCCUGCAGAGUGAACUGUUCUCCAGCAGACUAGACUCAUUCAUCAGGGCGCUGCCUUUCUUCAGUGUUCGUGCUGCAUAAACCUGUGUGUGUGUGUGUGUGUGUGAGGGAGAAAGAAAAAAUACUGUUGUGUAAAAGUUAAACAUAUUAGUUGUAAAUAUUAUUGUUUCACCAGAUUUCACUGAGGCGUUUACUGCAUAAUUUAAAUAUUGAUAAUUAAGUAGCAUAUCUAAUGAAUAAUGUCUUUAAACUGUUAAUAGGGUGAAAUGUUGAUUUAUUAGAAAGUAAAAGAAAUAUGUACAGAA